AUGUCCAUGGGAAAUGAGAAACAGAUUGAGAUGAGGAGCAAGAUGAUGCUAUUUGGUUUGCUGAUUAGGAGAAUCUUUGAUGAAGAAAAGGGUAAGCUUCUUGAGAGGCUUGAGGAUGCCAAUAGUGAAAUCAGAGAGCUAAAGAAAGUGAGAAAUGAAGAUGCAAAAGCCAACGAGAAAGUAGUUAGCAUAAUCGCGUCUCAAAAACAGAGUUGGUUAAAAGAGAGGUACAGAUUUAGGCUCCAGAUCGAAGCUCUGAUGAGGGAGCUAAGGAACAUGGAGAAGAGGAAGAGAAAAAGCUUCUCGGAGUUGCAAGAAAGAUUAAAAGAAAAGCAAGAUUCAGUGGAAUCCAAAGAUAAAGCAAUGGAAGAAGAGAAGCGUAAAUGCAAAGAGUUAGAGGAAAAGCUGGCCAAAGCAGAAAAAGAAGUUCAAGAUUUAAAGGAAACACAAGAGAGAGAUGUGCAAGAACAUUCCUGUGAGCUAUGGAGGCAAAAGAAGACAUUCCUUGAGCUUGCUUCUAGCCAGAGACAACUUGAAGCUGAACUGAGUCGUGCAAAUAAGCAAAUCGAAGCUAAGAGGCAUGACCUUGAAGAGUUGUCUUUAGAAAUCAUCAAGAUGCGGAAAGAUUUGGAACAGAAAGAUCUAAUACUUGCAGUGAUGUUGAAGAAGUCAAAACUGGAUGUGACCGAGAUACAGACAUUGGUUAAAGAGGUGAAAACAAAGCAAGAAGAAGAGGAAGGAAAGAAAUGGAGAUCUAAUUCAAAAUCAAGACGGUCACUGAGAAGCAUGUUUGCUUUCGAAGCCACAAGUAAGCCUAAAACCAACAAUGUUGCUUCCAUUACUCACAUUGAAUUACAUAAAGAUCCUGAUGUCAUCCCGGAAAUACUGGAUUCCUACUCUAUUGGUGAUCUCAGUGAACUAGGAAAUGCAAAGAAGCGUGAGAAUUUGAGUUUUGGAGAGGAAGAUUUUUGUAUUAGAGUGAUAGGGAAGAAGCAGGAGACAGAGCAUAUGAAACUAAAAGAUGAAAAGGUUGAAGCUUUGUGUUUGCAUCUGAUGAACUCUGAGUUAGACUCAAAGAGGCUGAGAUCUUGUAUUGAAGGACUAAGCCAAGAAAUGUCACAGUUGAGACACAAUAACACAAAGCUGGAAAGACAGGUAAGUCAGAGAGGUGAAGAAGAAUCUGUUUCCCUCAAGACACAGAUAAGAAGCUUGGUGCCCAACAAGAACAACACGAGUUGUAGAAGAAAGAACACGAAAACAGAAGGAGAACUCGAAUCAAAGGAAGAUUCUCAGGAAAAUGGGAUGGAGAAAGGAAGGGAAUCAUAUUCUCCUGAUGAGUUGAGACAUUUAACUUUGAAAGCUGCUCAAUCUGAUGCUGAAGAAGAAUCUGACAAGGAAAGUCUCUUUACCAAAAUAGGAAAAGCAGAUUGUAAGGAGAGUGAAACAUCAACCACAGGAAAUCCUCCUUGGAGAAUGGAUCUUCAUGCUCUCGGAGUUUCAUUCAAGAUCAAAAGGCUGAAACAACAGCUGAUGAUGAUUGAGAGAUAUAUUGGGAAACAAGAGAGCCAAGAGAUUGACGAAAUCAGCAGUGAUACUGGCAAAAGGGCUCUGUUGUUGCUUAUUACCUUGCUCAACAAGCAAGUUACUAGGUAUCAGUCACUACAAGAGAAGAUUGAUGAUUUGUGCAAAAGAAUGCAUGUGAGUGAUCCGGAGAAGAUAAACGGAAAUAUGAAGGCAAAUGGAGAAGCCAAGACAUUGCUAGAGCAUUUCUUGGAUGAGACGUUUCAGCUGCAAAGAUACAUAGUGGCAACAGGACAGAAACUGAUGGAGAUCCAGUCCAAGAUCGCUUCUGGCUUUGUGGAGAUUCUUGUAGGCUUCAUCACUACUGAAUCCUCUGCUUCUAUUAGCAGCUUUGAUCCAGAACGUUUUGCAGAGAACAUCAAAAGUUUGUUUCAGGAAGUGCAGAGAGGGCUUGAGGUUAGGAUAUCUCGAAUCAUAGGUGAUCUUGGAGGAACAUUGGCUCGUGAAGGAAUGAUACAUUUGAAGCGACGAGGUGAUAUGGAGCAACGAGUAUGA
Molecule: messenger RNA, 2076 nt
Organism: Microthlaspi erraticum
Lineage: Eukaryota; Viridiplantae; Streptophyta; Magnoliopsida; Brassicales; Brassicaceae
Source: the annotation of a GenBank genome assembly